Stegodyphus dumicola is the source of this 4116-nucleotide messenger RNA. RefSeq names its product hulk (gene hlk). The record is from RefSeq and is a predicted model, not a curated record. Lineage: Eukaryota; Metazoa; Arthropoda; Arachnida; Araneae; Eresidae.
UGCGAAAUAUGCUUUCAUAUUUAAAGGUGACUUAAUAGAUGAAGACAAGGCUUUAAAAUGGCUUAUUGAAAACAAACAGAAAAAGGAUGAUGUUAUUGAGUAUGUUGAUAAAAAGAUGUUGGAUGUUCUUUUGGAUGACGUUGAUCACAUAGUAGUUUAUUUCUAUGAAAAAGGGUGCUCUGAAUGUGAGGUUAUUAUUCAUGAGCUAGAAAAAAUUGAUGAUGAUACUGAUCGCCAUGGGAUACAUUUUGUGAAAACGGAUGACGUGAGACUUGCUGAAGAACUUGGUGUCAUUGAAUUUCCAAGCCUUGUUUACUUUGAGCAUCAAAUACCGAGCAUAUUUGCAGGUGAUAUGAUGAAUUCAGAUGGAGUUUUAGAGUGGCUUAUGAAACCAAAAAAUGAAGAUACUAUAGAAAACAUCAAUCGAGAAAUGUUAUUCAAAUUAAUUGAAGAUCAGGAAUUUCUUGCUGUAUUUUUCUAUGCAGAAAAUGACAAAGAAAGUGAAGAUGUUGCUCAUCACUUGGAAAAAAUAGAUGACGACUGUAGUGAAUAUGAUGUGCAUCUUGUUAAGAUGUCUGAUAAGCUGAUGGCUAAAAAGCAUGGGAUAAAAAAUCCUCCUGGUCUCAUUUUCUUUCGAAAUGGGAAUCCUCUUAAAUAUCAAGGAAAACUAAAAGAUGAGGAUGAAGUGUUAGAAUUUCUUACUAGUCCAGAAAAUAUGGCUGUUAGUGAUAUCAUUGAAAAAGUUAAUAGAAGGACUCUUGAAAGAGUUCUGCAGAGAUUUGAUUAUGUUGCAGUUUUCUUUUAUGCAAAAGCUGGCUGCAAAACUUGUCCCAAAGUAUUAGAAGAACUAGAGAAAAUAGAUGAUGAAGCUGAAGCCGAAGGAAUUCAUGUGGUGAAAAUUGAUGAUAGUAGCUUUGCCAAAAAAUAUGGAGUAUUUGCAUUUCCUGCCAUUCUGUUUUUCCGAGGACCUGACUCUGAGCCCAUUAUUUAUGCAGGUGACAUCAAAAGUGGUGAAAGAAUGCUUGACUGGAUGCUUACUCAGAAAGAUCCAAGUGCAGAUGUUAUUGAGGAAAUGGAAGGCGAUGAUUUGCGGAAUUUGAUAGAGACUGCUGACCAUUUAGCUGUCUUUUUCUAUGAUAAAAAUUUGUGUUCUAAUUGUGACAAUGAAAAUAUUGAUACUAUGGAAUGUGAAGACUGCCAAAUCAUUAUGGAUGAACUUGAAAACAUAGAUGAUGAUACUGACAGAAAUGGUAUUCAGUUUGUCAAGACAACUGAUCUAAGUGUUGCAAAGCACUAUGGAAUCAAACUAACUCCUGCAUUAGUUUAUUAUGAAAACCAAGCCCCAAGCAUUUAUGAAGGUGACCUAGCUGCUGAGGAUGAGGUUCUUGAAUGGCUAUUGCAUCAAAAAUCUGAUGAUACAAUUGAAACUGUGAACAAAGCUAUGCUGGAAAAAUUGAUUGAGGAAUCCCAGUAUUUAGCUGUUUUCUUUUAUAAACCUCAUUGUCGUGCUUGCGAAGUUGCACUUCUUGAAUUAGAAAAUAUCGAUGAUGAUACUGAUUUGUACGGAAUAAGUGUUGUAAGAAUAUAUGAUACUCAAGUAUCUAAGCGUUAUGGCAUCAAAACAUUCCCUGCUCUAGUUUACUUUAGAAAUGGAAAUCCUUUAGUUUAUGAUGGCGACUUAAAAAAUGAAGAAUCAGUCCUUGAAUGGCUUAUAGAUGAUGAUAAUCGUGAAUUGCCUGAUGAAAUUGAGACAGUUAACCUGAGAAUGUUGAAUAAACUGGUAGAAGAGUCACCAUUUUUAGCUGUUUAUUUCUAUAAAACUGACUGCCAUGAAUGUGAAAGGGUUCUGAUGGAACUCGAAAAUAUCGAUGACGAAUGUGAUAUCUUCGGUAUUGAUCUCGUUAAGAUUUUUGAUCCUGAAGCAGCAAAGCAGUACAAUGUUGAAAAUCUUCCUGCUGUAGCCUUUUUCAGAAAACAAGUAGCUGUGUUCUAUGAUGGAGAUUUGUAUGAUGAAGAAGCUCUCCUUAAGUGGCUAACAAGCAAUGAUGUGUUUGAAAUUCAAGAUGAAAUUGAAGAAGUUAAUAGAAAGAUGCUGGAGAAGCUUUUAGAGGACAAUGAGUUUGUUGCAGUGUUCUUUUAUGAAAACAAUUGUCCAAAAUGUGAUGAAGCUCUACAAGAACUUGAACGCAUUGAUGAUGAAGCAGAUGAUCUCGAAAUAAUGUUUGUCAAAAUUAAAGAUCCUCGUUAUGCUAAAAAGUAUGGAAUUGCACAACUUCCAGCUCUUGUCUAUUUUAGAAAGAAAUUCCCUUCAAUAUAUAGAGGGAAUCUGCUUGAAGAAGAGGAAGUUCUAGAAUGGUUAAGGAAAAAUCGUUAUCGUCAUCCAGAGCUUAAUCUGUUUAUGUACGGUCUAGCAGCUAUUAGUUUAAGUUUUGUUAUAUACACAAUAUUUUUAAUGUAUUGUUUUAAUAAAAGUAAGGACAAGAAAGAAUAAUUUAUUUUCAAAUAUGGAAGUAUUACAGAAUAUUUUGCUGUGCCUCAAGAAAAUAAGUGAAAUGGACUCAAAGGGAGAAAAAAAAAAAAAACCUUUCAACUUCUUGUUUUGUUUUUGUUUUAGCAAAAGAGGAUAACUUUUGUUUUAUGCUUAGAACACUACCCAGCUUAACUCACUAUGCUUAUUACUGUUGCUUGUCUGUCCACAAUAUGAAGUAUAUAAUUAUUUAAGUUACUGAAAAUUCUGUAUAAAAUUUGUAAACUUUAUUUAUGCAUAUCCAGUAUCACUUCAUAUUUUUUUAUUUAGGCAAAUUAUUAAAAGCAUAAAUAUGGAGUGUAUUUUGCUUUGAAAAUAUUUUAUUUAAGUCAAAAUAUACAAAAUUUUUGUACAGUUUGUUUCACUAUUAAAAAUUCUUGUCCACAUCUUUUUUUCUGUAUGCAGUUAUUUUUUUUCUAUUUUUAUCUGAAUUUAAGAAAAGAGCUAAAAAAUUUUUGCAUCAGUUUGAAAGCACUUUGUAGCCCUGAAAUUAUGCCAGUACUUUAAAAUGUAAAAAAAAAAAAAAAAAAGAAAAAGAAAAGUAUUCUAUAACUUUCCUAUUUUUAUCAUUAUUUUUGCUUAUAACUUGCAUGCUUUUAUCCCACAAAUCAAUUUUAUAUUAAGGACAAUUAUUUCUCUCAGAUCGACAACAGAACUACAGCAUCAUAACAGUGUUGCUGAAAAUAUUUGCUCAAAAUUAAAGUGUAGCAUUUAUGUGUUUUCUGUGUUUGCAUAUAUAUGUGUUGUGAUUUGCAUUUCUUUGAAGAGCUUGUAAUCGAAACAGUUAUAUUCUUCACAACAUUGUAUGAGCAAUGUUCUUGUCCAUAAAGAGGUAUAUGUGCUGUUUUAUUACCAAUCAUUUUUGUUAGACUUGAUUUAAAAUAUUAGUUAUUUAAUUUAUUAUUUAAUUUUAAUUCUGUGUAAUAAUAAGUAAGUACGCUAAAAGAACGUAUUGUAAACAUAUUUCUGUUAUUAAAAAUUAUAUUUGUCUAAGUCUAUAUGUUGCGUAUAAUUAUAUUGUGAAGUAAUCUGUUAAAAUAGUUUCAGAUCUGUGUUAAUGAUUCAUUAUAGCUUCUAUGUACACUGUUCAGUAUUUGUGUGCUGAAUUAGUCAGUGCUCCUGUUUUGUGAUUUCUAAUUGCCCAUCACUCUUGCAUUUGAUCAUAAUAAAGUAAAAUGUUAGUGCUUUCAAAGCACUUUUGCUCAUCAGUAUCGGAGAAUUUAAUGUGAAGAAAACUUGAUCAAUCAUAUUAGCCAUAAUACAUUAAAAAAUUAAAAGCCCUGGCUUGAGUUAUGAAGUUAUAAAAAACUCAUUUUAUUUUUCACAGCCCAAAAGCUGCCAAUACAUAUGGUCUCACUUUCAUCAACUAGCUUGUGAUUUAUCAAGGUGCAUCAUCGUUUUGUGCUUUGUCAGCUGUAUGUUGCUGUAGGAUUGUUGUCAAUAAAUUGUUAAAUUUAACAGUAAAUGAAAUGAAAUGUAUGCAUCUCAUCUGCUUAUGUCAUUUCAUUGUUUUGUGUUCAUGUUCCACUGUAUUUGUACAUUGCUGUUUCCAUAACUUUUAUGUUAAUAAAAUAUGCACUUGAUAUCAA